Spodoptera littoralis (African cotton leafworm) is the source of this 933-nucleotide messenger RNA. The record is from the annotation of a GenBank genome assembly. NCBI's taxonomy places the organism in Eukaryota, Metazoa, Arthropoda, Insecta, Lepidoptera, Noctuidae.
AUGCCUCUCGAUUACCGGAGAUUCAAUGGACCUGAAGACAGUAUACCAUACAAACGUUUCACUAAAGACUUUGUGAAGAGCUAUGAUGAACUUUUCAAGGAGUUAUUAGACGAUAAGGGAGUUCGUAAAGACGGGCGCGCUUUAUCCGAAGCGCGUAGCAUGUGUAUGUUUUUUGCGAGAGCGGACAUGGUUUCACAGGCGAAGGGAUCCGCUUACGUUGAACUUCGGAAAACAAAGGUCGUUUGUUCUGUGUUCGAUCCACGAGAAAUUCCUCAUCAGAAUGAAUUUAGUGAACUUGGUCAAAUAUUCUGUGAAGUGAAAUUCGCGCCAUUUUCGUGUCCGCGUAGGCGGCGGCCGCACGCUCCCGACGCUGAAGAAAAAGCUUUAUCUGUGGCACUAAGGAAAGCUCUAGAACCCUCUGUUUGCAGACACAUGUUCCCUAACUACCAGGUUGAAGUCUUCAUAUACAUUCUGGAAAAUGAUGGAGCAUGCUUAUCGGCAGCAAUAAACGCUGCUGGCCUAGCAUUAGCUGAUGCUGCAGUCCCAAUGUACGAUAUCAUAACAUCCUGUACCAUCGCUGUCAUCGGAGACAAGAUGUUUGUGGACCCUACCGAAGCUGAAGAGUACUUAGCAACAACAAACCCAGACACACCGAUAAAUCACGGAUUACUUACACUGUCAACAUUAUCAGAAUUAAAACAAAUAUCAGACUUUAUUCAGAUAGGAUCAAUGGAUGUUGUCAGUGUUACAAAUGCAAUGGAAGUUUUAGAGCAAGAGUGUGAGAAACUUGUACCGCUGGUCCAGAAAGUGCUAGUAGGUAAUGUACUAAAGUGCUUUGACCAGAGAAAGCGGUUGGAGGAAGAAGCUAAUGAAAGAGAAAAGGCUUUAAACUCCAAGAUGGAGGAAUGGAAAAAAUUAUUAAAUGCUGGAUGA